Molecule: messenger RNA, 7053 nt
Organism: Python bivittatus (Burmese python)
Lineage: Eukaryota; Metazoa; Chordata; Lepidosauria; Squamata; Pythonidae
Source: RefSeq, a predicted model, not a curated record
CAGUGUUCUCCAUUUUAAUUGCAUGCUAAAUGAUAGGUGGGAAGAAGAGUAUAACUGCAUAGGGGUUUGAGUGUGAGUGCACACAUGUAGCACCCAAAGUACCAUUCCCUCCUUCAUGCCACCCUUCAAUGCAAAGAGGCUUAUCUGCAAGCAUUAUUACAGCAAACAAAACCAAUUUAUUCUUUAUAUUCCAUAAUUCAGAGGCUUCUUCAACUUUCUAAAUAUUUGGAAGAUGAAUAAAUACCCCCUCCCUUGUUUUCAGCUUUAAUAGUACAGUAUUGGAGUUAACCAAUUUGGUGAAUAAGAUAAUUAUUAUAGUUACAGUUGUAUAUGUCUUUCAUAUCCCCUCCAUUUUUAAAGGUCUUAAACAGUUUUGCAAAUGAAAAAAUAAUCAAAAUUAAACAUUUAUUCACCAUAUUAUGAUUUUAUAUACCCCGCAUCUCAUAAUAAUAAGUCUUAGCACAAACUUGCUGAUCAACAAUGUUCUUCAGUACAGAUCUCCAAGUACUAUGUGGCUAGAAACAAGUGGAUUUCGAGCCCAAUAAAAUCCCACUUGUAGAUAUUCAUUGUAUUUCCUAUUAGCACUUUUCUUUUGGGGUUCCUUGUGCAAGAUCAAUUUCACUUAGAAUAGCAUAUAAAUCUAUUCCCUGAUAUUAAAUAUUUGUAAUGUUCCAGUGAACCAGCUUCCAGCCACAAAUCCAUUCUUGUGAACCAGCUGGUUGUCAAGAGUUUUAUUGGAGAGGUGAGGCUGGGGCAGUGAGUGGGCUCUGGCCAAUGAACAUGGGGAGGCUGCAGUAGGCUGAUCUGAUGGACUCCACAGACUACCAGUGAUCCAGAGACCACACUUUGAGAAUCACUGCCCUAGUUGCUUCCCUUCCAUCUCAGUUCAGGGAACAUCACAGUUCCCUGUGCUCUCCCCUGUAGUAGAAGGGGUGAUAGGCUAUGAUCUGGAACACUUCUAUGCAGGGCUGUGACACCACUUCCAGAUUGGUGCCAUGCCCCCUUAAUCCCAGACCAUGCUUUUGAGCCAUUUAGCCAGUUUACUUCCAAGUCAGCUAUGGCUCAACAAAAUGGCAAAACUCCUGUUUUGUAAGUUGUGACACUUGAGUUCUAUGGAACUUGGGGGUUGGGCUAUUUUCCCAUUAGCAGGAACUCCCAGCCAAUAUUUUGACAGCUUUCAAUUAGUGAUUUGCACUGGGGUGGGAAGGUAGAGGAGCGCAAAGGUUGCUGCAGCAGUUUGUCAGCUCUUUCCAUUCAUAGCAAUCAGUGUAGCUUCUAAGAGAUCAUCCACUUUCUUCUUUGGUGGCCCAGCCUUUUCAGUGCUGUCCAGGUCAACAUCUGGAAGGGAGCACUGUGUGGUUCAAGAUUGGCUGAAAUGAGAAUAAAGGCAGGGUAGUUUUAAACCGCUGAUUAUGAUUUGGGGAAUGAAAACGAUGUUCUGAAAGUAUAUUUGUGGUUGCUGGAAAAAAAGAUUACCCUCCCUAGGAACAUUUGAAGAAAGCAAACUGAAAGAUGGGAGAAGAGUCAAGCGGAAUCAUGUAAGAAGUUCAUCCAUCUCUUUGGGUGGAAAACCUUUAAGCCAGUUUGAACUUGCCUUUUAACCUUGGUGAAGAUGUAUUUUAGGAGCACAACUGAAGAGUGUGCAGUCCAAAAAUUGCAUCCAUGGUCACAGUCACCCCUCACCGAUUGUAUGGCCAGUUGAAAAACUUCGUUAAACAAAAAUCUUUCUGCGUAUUCCUGUUCUUCUCAAAUAUUAGCAGCAGCCCUCUCCUCUAAGUAAUGUAGUUUAAGUGGUUAUAGAUCUUUCCCUUAUUUUUCCCCUUCUGCUUUCUUGUGAAAAUAAAAAGAUUCUCAUUCUUUUCUAUUCCACUUUCAUCAUAAUAAUCCUGCAAUCUCUGUUGAUAAAUUCCAGAAGAAACUAUUAUAGAGGAACCUGUAUUCUGCCAGAUAUGGCUAACUCCCAGCAGCUCCCAACCUCCAGAUCUUCCCCACUGCUAUAGAACUACAUCUGAUUAGAGGAGAAGACAUGUAACUGAAGCUCUCUUUAUUUAGUUGGAGCAAAGAGCAUAACCUGCCCUGCUGUAUCCUAGGGGGAAGGAUAUUCCAAAGGGUAUAGGCUAUACUAGAAACUGUUGCCCAAUCUAAUAUUACCCUCUAAAUCUUCCUAUUGAGUAUUGAAAGUGCAAAGGGUUUCAUCCUGAAGCCCUUAAAUCUUGCACAUUGAGCAACGUGACUUCUUUUGUCUCUCCAAAAGGCUACCUUGUGGAAUCCUGAAAUAUCCUUCCAGUGCUGCAAAAGAUGAAACAAUACCCCUCCAACACUGCAAUAUUUCCAUUGCUUCCUCCCCAUAUGGUCCAUGCAUCAAAGAACAACAACAUGAAUGUAUUUGGUGGACUGCAAGGCAUGAUUCAUGAGGGAGGUGUGCGCUCCCUGUGGCGGGGCAAUGGCGUCAAUGUCCUCAAGAUUGCACCCGAAUCUGCCAUCAAGUUCAUGGCUUACGAGCAGAUAAAGCGAGCAAUUCGUGGGCAACAGGAGACCUUGAGGGUACAAGAGAGAUUUAUUGCUGGCUCACUGGCUGGGGCCACAGCGCAGACCAUAAUCUACCCUAUGGAGGUUCUGAAGACACGACUGGCCCUCCGCAAGACAGGCCAGUACUCAGGUGUGGCAGACUGUGCCAGACAGAUCCUGCAAAAGGAAGGAAUCCCUGCCUUUUACAAGGGCUACCUGCCAAAUAUGUUGGGCAUAAUCCCCUACGCUGGUAUUGACCUGGCAGUUUAUGAGACUCUGAAGAACACCUGGUUACAGAAGUACAGUAAGAACACUGCUGACCCAGGAGUUCUGGUCCUCUUGGGCUGCGGCACCAUCUCCAGUACUUGUGGCCAAAUUGCCAGCUAUCCCUUAGCCCUGGUGCGAACCCGGAUGCAGGCACAAGCAUCAAUUGAGGGUGCACCACAGCUAACCAUGCUGGGUCUCUUUAGACACAUCCUUUCCCGGGAAGGGGUACUGGGCCUCUACCGUGGCAUCGCCCCCAAUUUCAUGAAGGUUAUUCCUGCUGUCAGUAUCAGCUACGUCGUGUAUGAGAACAUGAAGCAGGCUCUGGGGGUAACAUCCAGAUGAAGGAGAGCCCUGCAUCACCAAAGUGCAGGGGACCUACCUCUCAAGAAGGGUGUUUGAAAGGCAGCAAUAGGUGGGGAUAUACCUCUUCUGCUCCAAAUGCUGUGAAAUGGAGAGCUAGAGUGUGUUUGGAGUAAUUGGGUCCAGGCCAUCUUCACCAAAACCUUGUGGCCUCUCGGAAGUAGAUUUUUUUUCUCGCCCACAUUCUGGAAUUUGCAGAAAUGGUCUCAUCAAACAGACUUGUUUCUCACCAACCUGCUGCUCUUGCAUAUGUAUCUUCUCCCCAACCGCUGAACACGAGAACCAUGACACUCUACCAGCCAUGUCAUAAUCCAGCGGAAAAGCAGUUUUAAGUUGACAGUGAUUGCUGUGGAUAUGUUGCCAGAUUUCAAGCAACUGCUGGUGAAAUGGAUUGACUUUUGAUAAAUAGCCCUACCAACUCGUUAGCAGUUUCCAGUACCAGAGAAAAUACAUUCAGAGACAAUUCAUUGGUGGCACUAGAAUAUCUGUGAUUAUCCCCUGGAGUCCACCGAUUGCUUCUGCAGACGUUCAGCAACAUGAGUAUCUGAGUUUUUGAGGACUUUGGCCAAUAGAUUCCAUUCUUCCUUUAGCAUUUCUAUUUGCAACACUGAAUUCCCUUUGAGUCCUCUUUCAUUCCUCCUCCUAGAACCUGUAGGGGUGCUGGAGCCCCAGGCAUUUGCAUUUUAGCCCAGACCCACUUUACUUGUUUCUUUACUAUGGAAACUGUUUGUAUAUUUUGCACAUUGACUGUUUUUAACUUAUAAGACUAGUUUGCUAUCUACUCCUGGACCUCUGUGGCUGAAUUGCCGCCUCUCCCAUUUUAUCCCCAUUCCCUUUCCUUCUAUUCUGAGGGAGCAGAGAAUGCUGAAAGGGCUACUAUUUUGUGGUAAUCAUCAAAGCACUUGGCUGAGAUCCCUUAAUAUGGUGUGUACACGUUUCUGCUCAUUUUGAGAUAUUUGCACUAGCUAUACUGGUCGCUUAAAAAUGCGAUAAUUCAGAUUCUCGAAGCCAUGCAUCCAGGAUUUCGUUGGGCUCUGUUUUGUGUUGCUCUCCUCUUUUAUUUAUGACUGGCUGAAUUACAUUGCAGUUGGGCAUUCAUUUUUUCCUUUUUGUUUGGAAAGCUGGAAAAGGCAGGAUAGGGGCUGUAGAGUAUGACCUAUUCAGUCCACAGAUCCUCUUCUCAACAAAACUCUGCCUCUGCCAGUCUCUCACUAAAUGUCCCACAGGGUCUUCCCAUUCCAAAUGGGAAACCUGGUGCCCAUCUAGGACAGAAGAAGAGUCCUACUGGAGAAGGCCAUGGAAUCCAGCAUUCUCUGUCACGUGGUGGCCAAAUGUCAAGCCUCACAUAGCUAGCAAAACCAAGUAAGGAAGAACAACAUGGAUUUCAGGAAUAUAUCUUUAAUGCUGUUCUGGGUUGGAUACAGAAUCUUGAAAGCUGUUAGGUUUUCAAAGAGACUCUACCUUACUUUCCUACAUCUCUCGCAUGUGGACUGUGGGUUGCCUCUUCUCAAAUAAAACCUGAUUUCUUGUCUCCUGCUUCUGAGCAAUCUCUCAUACCAACCCAUUGCAUUUGGGAGGAUCCCAGCCAUGAAUGGGAGGGUAACAGACCUAUUCCACUGUCACUUUUGAAGAGCUGCUGUUGCCUUUUCCAAUCUGAUGUCCUCCAGAAAUGUUGGUUCCCCUUAUUUCCAGCCAAAGGUGUUGAGGAAAGCUGUAAUAAUGGAUACACUAAAUGUCAUAACUUCACUUGUAAAAGACCACCUGUGACAUUCAGAAUUUAAAUCAUAUCCUUGGAAGAAGAAUACCUGAGUGUCUGUCAAGAUUCUAGCUAAACUAGAAGUAGGUUGAUGCAGGUGGGAGGGGAAGGACCUGCAAGAAACGGAUGCUCAAAAAUGGGAGAGGUUUUAUGUUUUUGUUAGAGUGCUCCUUCAGUUUUAGUUAAUCUGCUAGAAGUAAUCAGGAUAGGCACUCCCAUUCGAGAAAGGUAACUCAUUCAAUAGAUAGAACUUCUUCCAAGUAAGGGAGGUCUUCUGGUUUCUUUGGAAAGCUCUGAUAAGAUGCAGUUUCUUCAAAUGUGGUGCCAAGGACAAUGGAUGCUGAAUUUUGCCCCACUAUAGCGCUUUUAACGGGAUGCCCUUUGCAGUCCACCUUGCCUAUAAGAGAGUGAAUUUUGAUCAUGUAUGUGAGUUUGCAGUUCCAUAAGAUCUACCUCAUUUGGUUAUUAAAUGUCUGAGUGAGAAACCAGGAUGGGGAUGAUACAAAACUCCAGGCAGAAAGUAAGGUGAGGAAUGAUGGAAGAAUAGAGAAAGAUGUAAUGCCUUGCACAAUAGGAUCGUGUCCUAAGCUGCUUUCACCUGGAAAAUGUUAAAAUUGUUUUCAUUGGAAAUAUAUUUAUGAGUUUAUUAAAAUAAGGGUGGGAUCCUAUACCCAUUUAUUUAGCAUUCAUGUCAUGAACUAAAUAGGAUUUACUUCUGAGUGGACAUGUCCAGAAUUGUAUUUGCUUUGGUGUAUUGAUUUGGUAGGUAGGGCAGGCAAGGGUUGGCAUUCCCCAACAUUUUUUUAGAGUAUUUGGGCUGGUAGCUCUGUCCCUUCCUGCACCCAUUUUACAGGAAUGAUUCAGUAAGGACAAGGGGCAGGAUUGCUGAGUUCCAUCUUGGAAGUGCCUCCUGUAUCCUUUUGCUUUGCCACCAGUGGCUAUUUCUGCCACCCAUUCCACGUACCUAUAUUUUGUCCCCUUCCUGCUGGAUGUAGGGAAGAAGGUUCUCAGUCGUGCUGCACAAAAGGUGAAAGAAAAGGUAGAAGGUGAAAGGACGAGAGAAAAAGCAAGUGGGAAAGCUGCCAUUGUCUCAUCUCCCCAUCCAGUUGCACACGUAUUCAAGGGAAUCUCUGGUUUGCAUGAGGUUAAUUGUAUAUGACAUAUUCCAAGAUAUGGACAGGUGCAUAUCCGGAGAAUCCAAGAAUGGAAGCAACAGGCUAGAUCAGAUGAUCUUCAGAUGCUUCCCUGCCAGCAAUUGUACCCAAGAUGUAUUAGCAGCAAUCCGUGUGCACUGCUUAAAAAAACUGAUCAUCUAUGACAGCUCACCAUGAUAGCUGUUCAGUAUCUUCAGGAUCAGAAAUGUCGUUCCUCUAAAUACUGUUUGCUGGAUGAACAAAGUGGGAAAGGGAUACUGUGCUCAAAACGUACGUAAGGGUUUUCCAGAGGGAUUGGUUGAUCACUGUAGGAAACAAGAUCUUCAGUUAAACAAAGGUUUUUCGUUUGAUCCAGGAGGUAUCUUCUUAAUGUUUAAAAUAACUUUAGAACAGAUAAUUCAGUAGUAGUUUUGAACUUCUGACUGGCUGUCUGCUGACUCUUUGAGAUGCCAUUUGGACUGACCAUCUCAAAGAUCAUUGGAUAAAUGAUCUUUGAUCUCUAAUCUAAAUUUGCUCCCAAAAACUAGAUACCUAGUUUGCACUUCCACACAGAACCAAGUGUGAACUCAGGCUUCAACCAAGUGUCUUGUUUUGGAGGACUGAACACACUCUAAUAUCUGACUUAUGACUAUGGCAUUCAUCUUGCCUGAAUCUAACUCCAGUGAGAUAUUUCUCUAUGUCUGUGACUGCUCCUGAUGCAUUUUGUGUUAAAUUUUCAAAGAGAAAAAUAAAACAAAAUACAUUUUCUAAACUUUGUUUCUUGGCUUGAUAUCUCUGAAAUGAAUUCAGAAGCAACAUACAAACACUUCAAAAGCCAUGAUAUCUGUUUUGCUACUGUUUUCUAACAUAGGCUUAACACGCCUAUUUUUGGUUUUUGUUGGAAAAAAAUAUAUAUACUUAAAAGGGGGGAGUUGUAUGAUCAUGGGGGUUUCAGGGAUCACAGAAAAAUGGCUGAGGCUUCAUGUAGCCUAUGGUUAUCCCAUUUCUGUUUUAGAAGAUAAUUGUUAC